This is a messenger RNA of Juglans regia (Persian walnut), 2290 nucleotides long. RefSeq names its product calcium-dependent protein kinase 13. Gene Ontology annotation, biological process: protein autophosphorylation; intracellular signal transduction; peptidyl-serine phosphorylation. The transcript has 7 exons. Lineage: Eukaryota; Viridiplantae; Streptophyta; Magnoliopsida; Fagales; Juglandaceae. The coding region runs from base 431 to 2023 and encodes 530 amino acids. Gene Ontology annotation, molecular function: calcium-dependent protein serine/threonine kinase activity; calcium ion binding; calmodulin binding. Gene Ontology annotation, cellular component: nucleus; cytoplasm. The record is from RefSeq and is a predicted model, not a curated record.
GGCAGUUCGUUUUGAGUACUCUUUUGAACGACAAAUUAACGAAUAAAUUUGCAAAUCCCCAACCACAAAACGCCCCAAUCCUCCUCGUCGUCUUCACAGUUCACACUCCCUGUCCCGUUCCGACCACUCUCUACCCCUUUCGAAUUAGCCGACAAAAGUCUAAUCACCAGAAGAAAAAAAAGAAAACACAACAUACGGAAAUGUAUUGUACGAUAACCUUCUGAACCGUUACCGUUCAGUUUGCUCUGUUUUCUUUUUUUGGUUUACAGUUUCUUUCACAAAAAUACUUCGCUACGAUCUCGCAGUAGCACUGAGUCUCUCUGGCUUAGGGAUAGGGUUAAGGUUAGGGUUUCGACAUUACCAUGUGAAACCCUAGCUACGGGUAGUUGUGGUUUUACGAUAUCCCGGGCGAGAUCGAGAGGUUGGAAGUAUGGGAAAUUGUUGCAGAUCUCCGGCGGCCGUGGCCAGGGAGGACGUGAAAUCGAGUUUCUCUGGACAAGAUCACGCCCGGAGAGAUUCCAGUGCCGGGAAGAAGCCUCCAAUCAGGGUCUUGACCGGUUUGCCCAAGGAGAACAUCGAGGAGAAGUACUUAGUCGACCGCGAACUUGGCCGUGGAGAGUUUGGAGUCACGUAUCUGUGUAUCGACCGGGAGAGUAGGGAGCUACUGGCCUGCAAGAGCAUUUCGAAGCGGAAGCUGAGGACGGCAGUGGACAUUGAGGACGUGCGGCGCGAGGUGGCGAUAAUGAAGCACUUGCCGAAAAAUUCGAGCAUUGUGAGCUUUAAGGAGGCGUGCGAGGAUGACAAUGCGGUGCAUUUGGUGAUGGAGUUGUGCGAGGGGGGUGAGCUGUUCGAUCGGAUUGUGGCGCGUGGCCAUUAUACAGAGCGGGCAGCUGCGGGAGUUACGAGGACCAUCGUGGAGGUUGUGCAGCUAUGCCACAAGCACGGGGUGAUUCAUAGAGACUUGAAGCCUGAGAACUUUUUGUUCGCGAACAAGAAGGAAAAUUCGCCCUUGAAGGCCAUCGAUUUUGGGCUGUCUAUAUUCUUCAAGCCAGGUGAGAGGUUCUCAGAAAUCGUUGGAAGUCCAUAUUACAUGGCUCCUGAGGUGCUCAAGCGGAACUAUGGGCCAGAGAUAGAUAUAUGGAGUGCAGGAGUUAUUCUCUACAUUUUACUUUGUGGGGUUCCCCCAUUCUGGGCCGAGUCUGAACAAGGUGUUGCACAGGCCAUUCUUCGAGGGCUAAUAGAUUUUAAACGGGAUCCAUGGCCAAAUAUCUCAGAGACUGCUAAGGAUCUAGUCAAGCAAAUGUUGGAACCAGACCCUAAGCUUCGACUUACCGCAAAGCAAGUGCUAGAGCAUCCUUGGCUCCAAAAUGCUAAAAAGGCUCCAAAUGUUCCCCUUGGUGAUGUAGUCAAGUCAAGGCUCAAGCAGUUUUCAAUGAUGAACAGAUUUAAGAGAAAAGCCCUAAGGGUAAUUGCCGAUUUCCUAUCCACUGAAGAAGUUGGAGACAUAAAAGAAAUGUUUAAGAAGAUGGACACUGAUAAUGAUGGUGUUAUCUCAAUUGAAGAAUUGAAAGCUGGACUUAGAAAUUCUAGAUCCCAGCUUGCAGAGUCUGAAGCCCAGAUGCUUAUUGAAGCUGUAGAUACCAAUGGGAAAGGAACACUCGACUAUGGAGAAUUUCUUGCUGCUUCCCUCCAUCUGCAAAGGAUAGCUAACGACGAGCAUCUUCACAACGCCUUUUCCUACUUUGACAAGGAUGGUGAUGGGUAUAUUGAGCCAGAUGAGCUUCGGGAUGCGUUAAUGGAAGAUGGAGCAGAUGAUUGUGCAGAUGUAGCAAAUGACAUCUUCCAAGAAGUGGAUACAGACAAGGAUGGGCGAAUCAGCUACGAUGAAUUUGUGGCUAUGAUGAAAACUGGAACAGAUUGGAGAAAGGCUUCUCGACAUUACUCUAGAGGGAGAUUUAACAGUUUAAGCAUCAAGCUGAUGAAGGAUGGUUCUUUGAACUUGGGGAAUGAGAGUAGUAUAUAAUAUGCAAAACGUUUCAGUUUAUCCACACACGAGAAAAAGUACCUAUCUUGAUGCCCGCCCACCUUACAUCUGGGACUUUUGCUAUCUUUUAUGAUUAUUUUUUUUAGGUCCCUAUAACCAAAUGUGGCACCUUUUACUUGGUGCCUUGGAGGGCUGGGUCAAUGAAUCGAAUUUGUCAUUGGGAAUGUUAAUUGUGCAAACAGUGCCUAGAAGCCAUGGUUUUCGCAUUUAUGAUUCUGCCCUAGUUCUAUAAACAUCCUUGGAAAC